GCCAAAAAAAAAAAAAAAAAAAAAAAGUUGAAAACAAUGGGUUCACGUCUGAGUCUGGGUGAAGGUCCCAGCUCAUGGGCUCAAGUCACAAUCUGAGUUGUGCAGUUUCCCUAGGAGAGGGAGGACUGAAGGAUGCGUGGGGCCUACAGAUGGGUAUAGGGGUCUGGGUGUUCGCUUUCCUGCUGUGGGAUGGACUGGGCUGGGGACAGGGGUCCCGUUUCACCGGCUGCUUUCGGGGAUGGAGGUAGGGACUAGUGGGCGGAGGGUGGGAGCCAGAGGCGCCAUUUGCUGGUUUGCCUCUGGGGUCAGUGGCCUGCGUGGUGGGGUUACAGAGAUGCUCCUCCCUGGGGGAGACACACCCCCUCACGCACACCACGGGCCGUCUCCCUGCCAGACACGCAGGGACAUCCCCCCCCAGCACUCCACCCAUGCCCAGAACAGAACACCCAGCCAGAUUUCCCAGUCUGACCUUUGCCCAGCGUGGCCUAGAAUCACCCAGGCCAUCAGGAGGAACCAAGGGGGCCAGUGGAAGCCCAGGCUGCCGUUUGUCUCCCAUCCCUGCCUUGUUGGUGUGGGGGGGGUCUGGCUGGGUGUCUGCUUUCCUGCUGUGGGAUGGACUGGGCUGGGGACGGGGUUCCCAUGUCAUCUUCCUUGGCCCUUCCCCUCCUUCUUCCCAAGUGGCUGGGAUGUCUCACGGGCCCACGUCCCCCGCUCUCCAGCACAGGCUCCGUACCUGCUGAUUGCCAGUGGGCCUCUCCUGUCCUGGAUGUGCUGCAGGCUUCCCCCAGGACCUGGCCUGCACCCAGCUAGGGUUGCCAGCAGCCCCCCUUCCACAGGUGCUGGACCUGGAGGCAACUCCUUAGUAAACAUGCUGCCCACUGAACGCCAUCGGCCCCCCAGGAAGCCACGCCUGGGGACUCAACUGUCCGGACAGCGCAGAGCACGAAGAAGACUCACAACCAAUGCCUGCUAAGAAGAACUCUCUGGGGCAGGCACUGCCACGCCCCGCGCUGCACAAAUAACAGGCUAAUAAGACCAGCUUGCGUUUACUCAGGUGAAACUAUUUGACAUGCUCUCUCUUGGUCCUUCUGAGAUGGGCAGGUUUGUUUGUUUGUUUUUUGGUUUCUUGUCCUUUUAAGGUUGCACCCGAGGCAUAUGGAGGUUCCCAGGCU
Sus scrofa (pig) is the source of this 1172-nucleotide messenger RNA. Lineage: Eukaryota; Metazoa; Chordata; Mammalia; Artiodactyla; Suidae. The record is from RefSeq and is a predicted model, not a curated record.